Molecule: messenger RNA, 318 nt
Organism: Nerophis lumbriciformis (worm pipefish)
Lineage: Eukaryota; Metazoa; Chordata; Actinopteri; Syngnathiformes; Syngnathidae
Source: RefSeq, a predicted model, not a curated record
AUGAUCACUACCACUGUAGAAACUAUCCCCGGACGCGACAUCACAGAACACAUUGGCAUCGUCUCCGGCAACACGGUCCGCGCCAAACACGUCGGACGCGACAUCAUGGCUGGCCUCAAAACAAUCAUCGGAGGCGAAGUCCGUGGCUACACUGAAAUGCUGGCUGAAUCCCGCACCGAAGCCCUCGACCGCAUGACGGAAAAAGCCCGUGAACAAGGCGCACACGCCGUCGUCAACGUCCGCUUCACGACCUCGACGGUGAUGCAAGGCAUGUCCGAAAUGCUUGCCUACGGCACCGCCGUCAGACUUCGCGAAUAA